Klebsormidium nitens is the source of this 2433-nucleotide messenger RNA. Lineage: Eukaryota; Viridiplantae; Streptophyta; Klebsormidiophyceae; Klebsormidiales; Klebsormidiaceae. The record is from the annotation of a GenBank genome assembly.
AUGGCGAGCCCUGCGCCCCCGCCCCCUGAGACGGAUUUCACGAAACUCGAGAAUGGCUCAGUUGGUUCGCCCGAGUCCGAAGUCCCAGCCCCUCCGGCCGAGACGACGCCCGAGGAGAGCGCAGUCGCCCUUGAACAGAUCGUCGUUGGGAAAGAAGUCGAGGAGUCUGAGGAAACGGUCAAGGCUGUUCCUAUGGAAGACAAGUGGGCGAUAGCAACCCCGGGUGCGGUCUUCCACAAAGUGUGGAACUGGUUCAUGACGCCCCGAAGCCCCCUGGCGGUUCAAAUCGAGGCGCUGCUGACGUUGGGCGUCCUAUUUACGCUCAUCACGGUGAACCUGUGGCUCGCCAUCGGCGAAACCGCCGGGUUUUACGGCACGAUCUUCGCACUCAUGAUUGUCUACCUCCUUUCCAUGAUUCUGGGGGAGCUCGCCUCGCGUGUGGGCACGCAUCCGCUCUGCGGAAUGCUGGUCGCGGGGUUCAUCUGCCGGUACAUACCGGGCGUCAAGGCCGGCCGCGUGAUCGAGCCGGAGGUGUCCAAGUUCAUCCGCGAGUUCGGGCUGUGCACCAUCCUGCUGCGGGCGGGGGUUGCGCUCGACGUCAAACUCCUCUCGCGCCUAGUUUGGCUCUGCUCCGCGAGUGCUAUCAUUCCGACCGUCGUGGAAGCGGCCGUAAUCGCGGCGCUUUGCGUUGGGAUGCUUUCCAUUCCGUGGACCUGGGGCUUCAUGGCGGGAUUUAUUACGGCGGGCGUGGCGCCGGCGAUUGUUGUUCCCGCCCUGCUAGCACUUCAGGACGAGGGCUACGGCGUCGAGAAGGGGAUCCCUUCGCUGGUUCUCGCGGUGGCUGCUAUCGACGAUUGCCUGGCCGUCGUAGGCAACGCAGUUUUCCAAGGCGUCGUGUUCGAGAACCAGUCCAUCGUGCUGUCCAUCUUCCGCGCACCCAUCGAGAUCGCGUUGGGUAUCGUCUUCGGUGUUGUGAUUGGCCUCGGGGGAGUGCUGCUGCUGCCCCGGGAUAAGGCCGAGAUUUCGAACGACAGCGAUAACGAGAUGAGCGCGUCUACACUGUACCUGCAAGACCCGGGGGCAGAGGAGACCGACGAGGAGACGCCAGCUGUCACCAAGCACGAAUCCAAGUUCGAGAGCCUCCGGAAGCACGUCGCGUCGGGGCAGUCCCUCAAGGCGCUCCCCCAAUCGGGGGACACACAAAGGGCGAUUUUGCGCACGCUUUACAUCCUCGGGUUUGGUCUUUGGACGGUACUGAUCGGCGCCCGCGAGAAGUACAGCGGGGCCGGGGCGCUAGCCAUCGUCGUUCUUGGGACGGUCGCCGCGCAGGGUUGGGGCCGCGCCCUAACCAAGCAGCCCCGGCUGUACCUGCUCUACCUCUGGUCGCUCUUCGUGCAACCCCUCCUCUUCGGCGUCAUCGGCACCCAGAUCGACAUCUCCUAUUUCAAGGGCUCCUUCCUCUGGAAAGGCGUCAUCAUUAUCCCGAUCGCGUGUUUCGCGCGCAUCGGCGCGACCGUUCUCGGCGCGUCUGGAACGAUGCUCAACAUGGGCGAGCGGCUGUUUCUCGCGCUGGCGUGGCUUCCGAAAGCGACGGUUCAGGCGGCGCUCGCACCACAGGCGCUUAGCUCGGCAGAAAAGGCCAAGGACGAAAAGAAGAUAGGCUAUGCGGAGACGGUAUUUGCGGUGAGCAUGCUUUCCGUCAUCCUCACCGCCCCCCUCGGUGCGAUGAUCCUCAAGGCGGCGGGUCCGAAGCUCCUGAGCCGAGUUGCGGACGGAGACAAGCUCAAGCACUCCAAGACGAUGAUUCACCACCGUUACCACUUGCCCAAAGCCCACAUGUUUGGGUUCCAUUUCCAUGGGUUCCACGGUUUCCAUGGGUACAAGUCGGCCAUUGGGAAGAAGUACUAGGAUACGCGUGGGGCUUGGCGAAGUACCCACGUUUUAAAUGGCGUAUAUACGUCAGUAGGUAAGUCUUCAUGUAUAGACGAGUUGGAUUAGGCCAUUGCUGCGAAAGGCAAGGUAUUAAGUAGGCAAAGACGCGAUACGUCACUUAUUGAAUGGCAUACAGCCAUCACCUAAUUGAAAAAAGUUGCUUAUUGAUUUGACUUGCUGACGUAGCCUGGUCAAGUUACGGUGAUAUUGCCCUAAGACACUUUAGCUCACAGAAUAGCACCGCCGCAUAGCUUACAUUCGUGCAAUUGGUUAUAUCGUAUAUGAUUCGUUGAUUGCUUAUAUAAUUUGACGCUUGUUGUAACUGGAUAGUUGUUACUUGUUUAGAUGUAAAGGACCAGUCGCGUACAGAUAGUGGAUAAAGAAUCGAAGGUCAAAUACCAUUCCGCUAUACCGUAUGCGAAGUGGCUUCACACUAAUAGCAACAAAAGUUCAAUACUCAUGAAGUAGCUUUCGGAUUAUGAUCAUUGGAUCAUUGCGCUG